AUCACUCUCCUCGAUUAUUCAACAUGUGUCCCCAACCUGAAGAAACACCUGCCACCAACGGCCACAGCAAUGGUGCUAAUGGCAGCAGCAAGGAAGGCUUCACCGGCGUCCACACCAAGCAGAACCCUCACCCAACACACAAGAGCCCAUACCAGCCUGUUGGCGACUUCUUGUCAAAUGUUGGCCGGUUCAAGAUUAUUGAGAGCACUCUAAGAGAAGGCGAGCAGUUUGCCAACGCAUACUUUGAUCUCGAAGCCAAGAUCAAGAUUGCACGGGCUCUUGACAACUUUGGUGUUGACUACAUCGAAGUAACCAGCCCCGCUGCUUCCGAGCAGUCGCGAAGGGAUUGUGAAGCUCUUUGCAAGCUUGGACUCAAGGCCAAGAUCCUCACCCACGUACGAUGCCACAUGGACGAUGCCAGGAUAGCCGUCGAGACUGGUGUUGACGGUCUCGAUGUCGUCAUUGGAACUUCAGCAUACCUCCGCGAGCACAGCCACGGCAAGGACAUGACAUACAUCAAGAACACGGCGCUGGAAGUCAUUGAGUUUGUCAAGAGCAAGGGCAAGGAGAUCCGCUUCAGCUCUGAGGAUUCAUUCCGAUCAGACUUGGUAGAUCUUCUGUCCAUCUAUAGCGCUGUCGACAAGGUUGGCGUUGACCGCGUUGGUAUUGCUGAUACCGUUGGUUGCGCAUCUCCCCGCCAAGUUUAUGACUUGGUACGAACUCUGCGAGGUGUCGUUUCGUGCGACAUUGAGACACAUUUCCACAACGACUCUGGCUGUGCUAUUGCCAACGCCUUCUGCGCGUUGGAGGCAGGUGCUACUCACAUCGAUACCUCUGUACUAGGUAUCGGUGAGCGUAACGGUAUCACCCCACUCGGAGGCUUGAUGGCUCGCAUGAUCGUUGCAGACCGCGAAUAUGUUACCAGCAAGUACAACAUCAAGGCGCUCAAGGAGGUCGAGGACCUGGUCGCCGAUCUUGUGGAGGUUAACAUUCCUUUCAACAACUACAUCACUGGAUUCUGCGCCUUCACGCACAAGGCUGGUAUCCACGCCAAGGCCAUCCUGAACAACCCUUCGACGUACGAGAUUAUCAACCCUCAAGAUUUCGGCAUGUCGCGAUAUGUGCACUUUGCUAGCAGGCUUACUGGCUGGAACGCGAUCAAGAGCCGUGCCGAACAACUUGGACUGAAGAUGACAGAUGCGCAAUACAAGGAGUGCACGGCCAAGAUCAAGGCUAUUGCAGACAUUCGCAAGAUCGCCCUCGAUGACACCGACUCCAUCAUCCGUACCUACCACAACAACCUCCACGCCAAGGAGGAGGUGCCUCUUCUCCCAGGCAUGACCGAGGAAGAGAAGAAGAAGUUUGCUGAAGCCGAGGCUGAACUGAACGGUGUGCCCGAGAAGCGCGAGCUCGAUGCAACGGCUGAUGCACAGGCCGAAAUCCCACUGGCCAAGAAGAACAAGACUGAGACAGUGGCAUAAGCGAGAAAUGCUUUGUAAAUAUGGGGUUCUUGGAGUUGCUUUCUAUCCUUUUCUUUGGAGUUGUCGUUUCCCGGCAUAUUUGCAUGUCUUGCGGCUAGGGAAAAGUUUAUGAGUUAUUGAUACCUGAAGAUCGACGAGCCCACAGGCUUCCGGCAAACAGUAUAGAAUUUACGAGAAAUGAUUGCCAUUGAAGAUC
Pyrenophora tritici-repentis Pt-1C-BFP is the source of this 1677-nucleotide messenger RNA. RefSeq names its product LeuA, Isopropylmalate-homocitrate-citramalate synthase. The record is from RefSeq and is a predicted model, not a curated record. Gene Ontology annotation, cellular component: mitochondrion. NCBI's taxonomy places the organism in Eukaryota, Fungi, Ascomycota, Dothideomycetes, Pleosporales, Pleosporaceae. Gene Ontology annotation, molecular function: homocitrate synthase activity.